This is a messenger RNA of Trichomonas vaginalis G3, 573 nucleotides long. RefSeq names its product poly(U) RNA binding. The transcript has a single exon. Lineage: Eukaryota; Parabasalia; Trichomonadida; Trichomonadidae. The record is from RefSeq and is a predicted model, not a curated record. Bases 1 to 573 code for a protein of 190 amino acids. Gene Ontology annotation, molecular function: mRNA binding.
AUGUCUGCCCAGAACACGUCCAUCUUCGUAAACAACAUCGCCUUCUCUGCCUCCACACAAAACCUUGGUGAUGCCUUCGCUGCUAUUGCUCCAGUCAAGAGCGCUCGCAUCAUCACAAUGCGCUACAGAGGCAAGAUCAUGUCUCGUGGAUUCGGUUUCGUCGAAUUCACAACAAGAGAAGGUCUCGAGAAGGCUCUCAAGGCUGCCCCAGUCAACAUCAACGGCCGUGCAGUCCGUGUUACAGAAGCUCGCCCACAAGUUCGCCGUGCCCGCGAUACAGCAUUCGCUUCUCUUCUCCCAGCCGGUAUCACAGAGGAUAACCUUAAGAGCUUCUUCGCCAACUACAAGCCAAUCAACUGCAAGAUUAUCACACCACGUGGUGAAGGCCGUCUUCCAUAUGCCUUCAUCCAGUUCGAGAAUGAAGAGUUGCAAUCCAAGGCUGUCAAGGAGAAUGGCAAGUUCUCUAUCAACGGAUCUAACAGUGUUCUUAGACUCUCACGCCGCCCAUUCAAUUUUCCAAUCCCAAAGCCAGGAAGAACAUUCCGCCGCCUUAAUCGUGCUCCAACAGCAUAG